Archocentrus centrarchus (flier cichlid) is the source of this 1302-nucleotide messenger RNA. Its product is annotated as ADP-ribosyl cyclase/cyclic ADP-ribose hydrolase 1-like. NCBI's taxonomy places the organism in Eukaryota, Metazoa, Chordata, Actinopteri, Cichliformes, Cichlidae. The record is from RefSeq and is a predicted model, not a curated record. The coding region runs from base 218 to 1045 and encodes 275 amino acids. The transcript is spliced from 8 exons. Gene Ontology annotation, molecular function: NAD+ nucleosidase activity, cyclic ADP-ribose generating; phosphorus-oxygen lyase activity. Gene Ontology annotation, biological process: positive regulation of B cell proliferation. Gene Ontology annotation, cellular component: plasma membrane.
UCUGGGAUUGCUUCAGUCUCUCUGCGUUCCUGCAAACUCAGCGUGACGGGAGCGCAGGACCUCUGAUUGGAGAGAUCCUGCAUAGUUCAGGCGCGUGCAGUCUUCGCGCAUUUCCAUAAAUACACGUCCUAGCUCGAGCAACAGGGACAGUAAACAACAUUGUGUGCGAGAGAUUCCCUCAGAAAUCUACUUCUUUACGACUUUUUGCGCACUUUAAAUGGAAGAGGGAGAGUCUCGUCGUCCCGAGAAGCAGCGGAGGAGAUGCUGCGUCAUUUUAAGCGUCGCCGUUGCUCUCAUUGUUAUUAUAAUCGUCGCUGUUGUGUUGGGACUGAAUGGCCGUCAGGAAGAAAGUGAAAUUAAAUCUAUAUUUUUUUCUAGGUGUGAAAAGUUCAAAGGAAAUGACUGUCAAAAGAUAUGGGGUGCCUUUCAACAGGCCUAUGUGAACAAGGACCCUUGUACAGUUCCAGUGGAAGCUUAUGAUCCCCUCCUUGCUGCAGCCCCAUUCAAAUCUGAAUGCGGCAGAAUGAUGUUCUGGAGCAAAACAAAGGAUGUGGUCCGUGACUUUGCUGAGAAGACUUGUUUCAGCACUUUGGAGGACACGCUGUUGGGAUCUGUCCUGGAUGAGCUGACCUGGUGUGGAAAGCAAGGCAGCGAGGAUACCUUCACUACUGGCUGCCCCACAAGGCGAGACUGUGAAAACAAUCCUGUUAGCUCCUUUUGGAGAAGUGCCUCUGCUGCUUUUGCAGAUGUUGCCUGUGGUAAUGUCACAGCAAUGCUAAAUGGAUCCAUCCCCACACCAUUCAGUCCUGCAAGUAUUUUUGGAAGCAUUGAGGUAAAGAGGUUUAAUGCCACUAGGACCAAGAGCCUGAAUGUUGUUAUGGUCAUACAGAAGAACGCCGUAACAAACUGUACAAAUGCAUCCUUGAAGGAUUUACAGGGAGAGAUGGAUACUAAAGGGAUAACAUUCAACUGCAAGGAUGUGACUGAAUCUCAGAUCCAGGAGUGCAGCUCCCAACCAGUGGAAAGUUGUGGAACCUGCUGGUGAAAAUGUCCGAUUAUGUCAGAUGCAACAUAGUAAUAUUCGGCUGCAGAUACAUUUAUCUUGUUUUUCCUUUAACUUUUUGAAAUGAUUUUGGAUAUUUUUGUACUUGUCGACCAGUUUGACUUAUUGUGAAAUGCAUUUUUCUAGACAAUGCAUGUUUUAAUUUUGUAGGAUGAGAAGCUUUUGGUUUUUAAUCCCAAACAUGUUGGGUACCAAGGCUGCUAUCUACUUGUUAACAGAAUAUGCUUUUUUUUUUUUUU